Messenger RNA from Anguilla anguilla (European eel), 3521 nucleotides. Its product is annotated as NACHT, LRR and PYD domains-containing protein 3-like. Gene Ontology annotation, molecular function: protein binding. Lineage: Eukaryota; Metazoa; Chordata; Actinopteri; Anguilliformes; Anguillidae. The record is from RefSeq and is a predicted model, not a curated record. The transcript is spliced from 9 exons. Bases 90 to 2867 code for a protein of 925 amino acids.
AUCGUCCAAUCACAUUCAGGGGAGAGUUCGCAGGUGAUCAAAGGGUCCAGGUAGAAAGAGCAGGGUCACCUGAACCCAGCUGUCUGCCCAUGAAGAGUGAUCAUUCAAUGGAUCGUCCGAUCACAUUCAGGGGAGAGUUCGCAGGUGAUCAAAGGGUCCAGGUAGAAAGAGCUGGGUCACCUGAACCCAGCUGUCUGUCCAUGAAGAGUGAUCAUUCAAUGGAUCCUCCGAUCACAUUCAGGGGAGAGUUCGCAGGUGAUCAAAGGGUCCAGGUAGAAAGAGCAGGGUCACCUGAACCCAGCUGUCUGUCCAUGAAGAGUGAUCAUUCAAUGGAUCGUCCGAUCACAUUCAUGGGAGAUUUUGCAGGUGAUCAAAGGAGACUGCGGUCUCUCCAGUCCUGCUCUUUAGAAGAGACGAGUUCAGAGAAAUUAUAUUUCACAAGACAGUCUCUCCUGCGCACUUUGAUGAAGCUGAAGAAGGAUGAGAAGUUGAAACAGUUUCAGAGCCAUCUGAGUCAGGAUUGCCCAGAAUGCUUAAAGAGUCUGUCUGAAGAUCCUUCUGUACUGGUUAAGUUUAUGAAGAUGAAGGAAUUGUUCAAAAGUCAUCGAAUUGAAGAUUACCCAGAAUGCAUUGAGAGAGAGCAGAAGGAUCCUGAGGUCCUGUACAUAGUUGACAAGUUGCUGGAGACCUGUGGCAGUGAGAGGUCUCUGAAGAUCACACUCCACAUCCUGAGGAACAUGAAGCAGAAGGAUCUCACUGACUCACUGGAGAGAGAUGAGCAGCGCAAUAAAUCCAUAAAAAUAGCCCAGAAGGCACUUAAAGCUCAUCUAAAGAGGAAGUUUGAAUGCAUAUUUGAAGGUUUAGCAAAGCAGAGCAACCCAACCCUCCUCAAUGAGAUCUAUACAGAGCUCUACAUCACAGAGGGGGGAAGUGGGGGGGUCAAUAAUGAACACGAGGUCAGACAGAUUGAGACAGCAUCCAAGAGACAAACCACACAGGAGACUGCAAUCCCCUGCAAUGACAUCUUUAAGCCUUUACCUGGACAAGAGGAACCCAUCAGAACUGUGCUUACAAAGGGCAUCGCUGGCAUUGGGAAAACUGUCUCUGUGCAGAAGUUCAUUCUGGACUGGGCAGAAGGAAAAGCCAAUCAGGACAUUGAUUUCAUCUUCACUCUUCCUUUCCGAGAUCUUAAUUUGAAAAAGGAAAGAGAAUUCAGUCUGAUGCAACUUCUGCAGCACUACCUUCCACAACUGAAAGAGAGCCAAAGUGUUGAAGGUGAUGAGGUCAAAGUGGUGUUUAUCUUUGAUGGUCUGGAUGAGUGUCGACUUCCUCUAGAAUUCCAAAGCAAUAAGAAGUGCUGUGAUAUAACAGAAUCAUCAUCAGUGGAUGUGCUGCUGACCAACCUCAUUAAGGGGAAUCUGCUUCCCUCUGCUCUCCUCUGGAUCACCUCCCGACCAGCAGCAGCCAAUCAGAUCCCUCCUGAGUGUGUCCACCGAGUGACAGAGGUACGCGGGUUCAAUGACCCACAGAAGGAGGGGUACUUCAGGAAGAGAAUCAGAGAUCAGAACCAGGCCAGCAGAAUUAUCUCACACAUACAGUCAUCCAGGAGUCUCUACAUCAUGUGUCACAUACCAGUCUUCUGCUGGAUUUCUGCUACUGUUCUGGAGACAAUGUUGGGUGAAACAGAGAGUGGAGAUCUGCCCAAAACUCUGACUGAAAUGUACACACACUUUGUGCUCAUUCAGACUAAUGUGAAGAGUCAGAAGUAUCAUGGCACUGAUGAGACAGACUCAAAGAUGAUGUCAGCAUCAGAUACAGAAAUCAUCCUGAAACUGGGGCAGCUGGCUUUUCAACAGCUGGAAAAGGGCAAUCUGAUAUUCUAUGAAGAGGACCUGAGAGAGAGUGGCAUUGAUGUCAGUGAAGCUUCAGUGUACUCUGGGGUGUGCACAGAGAUCUUUAAAGAGGAGUGUGGGUUGUAUCAGGAGAAGGUCUACUGCUUUGUGCAUCUGAGCAUUCAGGAGUAUCUGGCUGCCUUAUUUGUGUUUCAUUCAUGUGUAAAUGAGAACAUAAAUGUACUUGGAGCAGAAGAAUCUGAACUUCACAGUGACAGAGUGCAGCUGUCUGAGUUACACAGGACUGCAGUGGAUCAGGCCUUACAGAGUAAGAAUGGACACCUGGACCUUUUCCUCAGAUUCCUUCUUGGCCUCUCUCUGGACUCCAGUCGGAUUCUCUUCAGAGGACUACUGACACAGACAGGAAGCAGAUCACCUGUACCAGACCUACAGACACAGACAGGAAGCAGAUCACAGAGCAUUGAGAAAACAGUCCAUUACAUUAAGGAGAGGAUCAGAAAGGAAUCUUCAGCAGAGAGGACCAUAAAUCUGUUCCACUGUCUCAGUGAACUGAAUGACAACUCCCUAGUGGAGGAAAUCCAGAAUUCCCUGAGAUCAGGAAAACUUUCUGAUAACAAGCUGGAACCACACCAGUGUUCAGCUCUGGCCUUUGUGUUACUGAUGUCAGAGGAGGUCCUGGAUGAGUUUGACUUGAAGACCUACAACACAGCAGCAGCAGGUCAUCAGGUCAGACUGGUACCAGUGGUCAGGAACUGCAGGAAGGCCAUACUGAACAACUGUGACCUCAGAGCGUUGUCCUGCGAUAUUGUGGCCUCAGCUCUCCAGUCAUCAAACUCAACCCUGAGAGAUCUGGACCUCAGCUACAAUAACCUGAGAGAUUCAGGAGUGAAGCUGCUCUGUGCUGGACUGAUGAGUCCAAACUGUAAACUACAGACACUGGGUGCAUUUCCCGCUCAGGCUCUCUCCCACAUCCAAACCGCCAUUCUGGAGGAGAGGAUAAAGCAGAUGGAGUAGGACACCCUUCAUCACCAGCUAGAGGAGGACUCUCGUGCGGACCUUGAAUAUCAGCGGCUAGAGGCUCAGGCUAAGGAAGCUCAAUGUCUUCAGGAUGAGGCUCUCCAGGCUAAAGAAUCUUUAACCAUACAACUGAAGCCGUCGCUUGAAGAAAGCAGAGUGUGACUGGGAGGUAGCCAAACGUGUCACCACCUUACUCACCGCUGACUCUGAAUCUGCCAGUCCAGAUGUUCCAUUACCUCCUGCUAGUUUCCUGCAUCUUCCUCAGGCUUCUGACAUGGACCAGGCUGAGACCCUUCCUUCCACUCGCCCUCAGCAUUCCACGCCUCGGCAGCCAGAGUUUCCUCCACCAGCUGUGUCAGCCACAUCUAUUCCGACUGCUUCAGCUGCACUGUAGGCACUGCCACAAGUAUAUCGAGACUCAGUGCUGCUGUCUCCUGGAUCUUCUCAGCUGAUGUCACUCACUGUUACAGCAUCUACUGCUCCACGUCCUGCACCCCAUGUGACACAGUAUCUAAAUCCAGCACCCAUGGCAGCCUUUGGGCUACAGCACUCUGUAUCACAUAUUUUCACACUUUUUUUCCCUUGUCAGAAUAAAGCCUAACACUUUACAAUAAGGUCAUGUGACUUCAGUAUGAAUCAAAUUUGUCUCUA